AGAUUUUAGUGGAAAUGACGUCAUCUUCCGCCAUACUCGGAGAAUAACAAUCUCGUCAAAGCUAUUUCCGGAUUAUCGUUUACCGUUCACAGUUGAUUCUGACACAACGAGACAAUGUCAUCCCCUUCUAAAGAAGACUCUGCAUUUUCCUCACCAAGAUCAGAAGAUGAACACAUGAUGUAUGACAAUCUCGAAUCACCGACAUUUGAGACGGUAGAGGGUGUCGAUGGAGCAGUAUCGGAACAGCCUCAGGCAUUACAGAACCCAGAGGAGAGGGAGCGAGAAAUGGAAGAAUACAGGAGAAGCCUCGAAAUAGUUGAGGGAGAAAUCGCCACAUUACGUCAAGUUUUAGGAUCGAAGGUCAGAUAUGCCUCAGAACUGAAAAGAAAAAUGGGAAUUACUCCUUUCCAGGAGCUUAAACAAGACCUUCACUAUGGCUUCAAAACCAUCAAAGAGUCAGAUACUGUUGUGAAGACAAAUGAAAAGCUGACUAAUGUCAAAGAAAGAAUAACUGCCUCAAAUGCAUAUCAAAAGACUAACGAAAAACUGGUUGAAAUGAAUGAUAAGAUUACUCAUUCUCAGGCAUAUCACAAGACAAAUGAUUACUUGGGUGAAUUGAAUAAUAAAAUCAGUAACUCAUCGACGUAUCAAAAGACGUCGUCUGCAGUGAAAACAGCAUCUGAGAAAACGAAUGCAGCUGUCUCGUCCUUUGGUGCUUCCGUCACGAAAAAGUUAGGUGAUCUUAGGAAUUCUAACACUUUCAAAUCGGUAGAGGAGAAAGUUGGUGGUGCUUAUUCUAAUGUCAAGACAUCUCGGUCUAUAGGGAAUAUGAAAGGACGGCUUGGCAUGGUAAGUGACAGGGUGUUGUAAUGCUGUAGAUUUGAUUGUCAGUAUUUUGUUUCUGUAUUGUAAAAUAGCAACUUUAGUUUUGCUGUUGUAAGAAGAACACCAUCUGAAUGACUUUUUGUACUUGUAAUAUUUUGUAGGCAAUGUUUUAUUUUUUACACCACAUCUUUGUAUUAACUCAUCUGGACCCAUCGGACCACGAGAGCUCAUGCCCUACUGUAGCAUCUGUCGUUCAUCUUUCAAGAAGUUCCUAAAUGUCUUCUUCUUCUGAACCACUGAUCGUUAUUUCACAUCAGUUGACUGGAACGACCAUUAGGUGUUGUGGAUUCAAAAUAUUAAGCAAAUACAGGGGCUGGUUCCCAUGUUAGGUAAAUGGGCGGGACAAACAAUUGAUAGUUUGGUUAUAUUGCUUUAAUCAACUUCUCUAGAACUAGAAUUUUGAGAUGGAUUUUAACCAUAUUUCAACAUUCAUACAAAUGAAGCGACAAUCCUCCGAAGGCUGAGGGGUGGGUCCAAAGAGGAUAAUUUGGCUUUAUUGAUUUAAGUGACCACUUUUCUGGAACUAAAGGAAGAAUAACAACCAUAUUUGGGUGCAAGCAUCUUCAUGUGGUGGGUAUUAAACAUUUGUUUAAAUGGGCUGACUUUAGGUUUGUGGGCAGGGUCAGACAGGGUCAGAAAGCGAUUUUUACUGGGAAAUGGUUCAGAUCCCCACCCUUUGGACAUGCAUACAAUUCCUGAGUAUGACAAUGCUAAUACACAUAUGCUUCCAGGAUUGGCCCCUGGGUCUAGCCCCACACCUGGCGACUUAGAUGUUGUGUCAUAACUUUGAAAUGUUUUAGAUCCCUACCCCAUAACCAUAUAUGGUAUUGCUGGGCAUGAAAUGUCUAAUGCAGAUAAUUAUCUGUUAUAAGGAUAAGCUCCUUAUCCCUGGAAUCUUUUUGUAUUGUAUAUCAGGCGAGUGAUACAGGCCCUCUGGGCCUUUUGUGUUCAAGGUGUUGUCAUGAUGUUGUUGAAUAUAUUUAUUUCUGUUUAAAAAUGAAAAAGUUAACCUGAGAAUUCUAAUAGAUUCACAGGAUUUCGUAAGAAAGCAAGCAAUAUUAAAAGCUGAUAGAAGUCAUUGAAACAAAUGUUUCAAAAUGAUGAUGGAGCCCUUGUCUCAGACACAGCUUGUUACAACACGCGUAGAGAUUACUCACAUUACUGAGCCUUUAAACUUGUAUUACUGUAUAACUGGUAACUUCGGCCCUUAACCAGUAACAUUUAUGUUCACCCUGUGCUACAUGUAGUUUCGCCCGUCACAUGCAAUGAUUAAACUACUAGUUCUGUGUACAAAGGGAGAUAAUCUCCUGUAUCCAAGAUGGCAGUCUUUAUGAAUCAUCGAUCUUUCCCUUAAAAAGAAACAGAAAAUUUCAACUUUCACCAAAAAAUUUCAAAGAUUCCAAAAUGUCCCAACAUGAAGCUCUGAUAUUUAGCAAGACAUUUACGAAUCUUACACCAAGGGUUGAGAUAUUUCGUUUGGCACUAUAAUGGGGAAUUAUUAUUUUUCUCACAUCUCUAAAAAGGGAAUUCAAUUAAGAAUAUUCUCAAUGCUAACCAAACACAUGAUGUCACCUGAUUAUAAAAAACUAAACAUCAUCAUUUGCUGGGGUCGCAGUGGCCGAGUAGUUAAGGCAUCCCACCGUCUACAAUUACUUCCUCUCCACCACUGGGUUGCUGGUUCCAGGCCAAUUUUGGACAGUUGCCAGGUACUGGCCGACGGUCGGUGGUUUUUCUCCGUGAGUUUCGGUUUUCCUCCAUCACCAAAACCUGGCACGUCCUUAAAUAACCAUAGCUGUUAAAAGGACGUAAAACACACACAAACCAAAUCGUAAUUUCCUUCCAUUGUAACAUAACAAUUAUGGGAUAUAGCUUGCCUAUUCCCACUACGGAUGUAUGAUAGUAAUAGUGUCGGUCUAUAAGUAUACUCAUGUGUUUGACGUUACUCUGCAGCAGGGCCACCCCACUGACAAAAAGGGCCGUAAGUCUAUGUAUUAAGCGAGUGUGGAUUUCAGAAAUUUACUCAACCUACCUGUGCAUGAGAUUUCUAUGAUAUCAAUGUAAAUAAGAAAAUACACUGUAUAUAUAUAUUUAUAUUAAUAUAGGUAAGACAAUUAAUUACCCAUACUUGCCAACAU
This is a messenger RNA of Mizuhopecten yessoensis (Yesso scallop), 3020 nucleotides long. Its product is annotated as tumor protein D54-like. The coding region runs from base 115 to 870 and encodes 251 amino acids. The transcript has 9 exons. Gene Ontology annotation, cellular component: cytoplasm. The record is from RefSeq and is a predicted model, not a curated record. Lineage: Eukaryota; Metazoa; Mollusca; Bivalvia; Pectinida; Pectinidae.